This is a messenger RNA of Geodia barretti, 207 nucleotides long. The record is from the annotation of a GenBank genome assembly. NCBI's taxonomy places the organism in Eukaryota, Metazoa, Porifera, Demospongiae, Tetractinellida, Geodiidae.
AUGUUCACCAACUCCCCCGACGGCCACUUCAUCAUCGACCUGCAUCCCGAUUAUCCCCAAGUGUCGUUGGCCUCUGGCUUCUCGGGACACGGGUUCAAGUUUGCCAGCGUAAUCGGAGAGAUCAUGGCCGACUUGGCCAUGUUCGGCGAGACUACCCACGACCUCGACUUGUUCCGGCUGGACCGGUUCAACACCAUCUUGAAUUAG